ACAAUCUGGUGGUCCUUGCUUCGACACCUGGACCAGCCAAGACAGCCUCAUUUUGAGGUCUGAGCGUCGGAAUCUAGACGACAGCAUUACUUUCGACAGGAUUUCUGCCCUAGCACAAAGGUAUGCGGCUUUUAGCAUUCAAUGGUGCUAAUCAAUAUUUCCGUCCUUGCUCAUUCGAGUGUUCCAUCCCAAAGCCUUUUUCAGUAUAUGCUGCUCUGGAAAGCAACUGCUCUAUGAACCUAGCCGAAUCGAUGGCCCUCAUGUGGUACCUCAAACCAGCUAUGCAUCGCUCCGAAAGGAAGUCAAUUCCUGAUCCCGAGGUAACAUCGCAAUGUUUCUGGAAGGCACCCCAGAUUUUAUUAUCCAUUGACAAAGAAGUGCCAUUCGAAGUCUUACUCUUUCGAUCCGUUCUCACCUGGCAAAAUGUUAUCAACUGGUCUCCUCCUCGCAACCGCCUUUGGGCAUGUCCUCGGACUCCCUCAAAUAUACUCUCGUGACGACGAGUUGAAAACACAUCUGGGGGAUGACAAGAUUAAAUGGAGUACACACUGUUCAUACCUAGGGUUCGAAAGCGAUCUGCCAUACAGCUGUGCCAACUUCACUGUCCCGCUCGACUACAGCAACCCAAAGUCAAACAACACUCUGACGUUAACUUUAACCAAGAUCGAUGCGGUUAAACAGCCAGCAAGGGGAAGCGUACUUUUCAAUCCUGGUGGACCGGGUGCUGGAGGGGCUGAUAUGAUCACUUCAUUCGGCGAGGAGUUCAUGACGGUACUCGGAGGUGAGUUCAAUCUCAUUGGCUUUGAUCCAAGAGGCACGGCAAACACACUCCGCUUCGACUGCUACGACAACUCUGACAUGGACCGCGCACUCCUGGCUCCUCCGGACAACACUCUUGGCAACGCAUCUGAUACUGCGUUGGGACAAAAUCUCGCAUACGCCGAAGUCGCCGCUUCUCAAUGCCUCGAUGCUGCGGCCGACAUUGGAGGAUUGCUCGGCACUUCCUUCGUUGCCAGAGAUAUGGCCCGUAUCGUGGACGCUCUCGGAGAAGACGGACUUCUUCGAUACUGGGGUUUUUCAUAUGGCACGGCUCUCGGGGCAACCUUCUCCGCGAUGUUUCCAGAAAAAGUCGACAAAGUCGUCCUUGAUGGCAAUGUCAACGUACACGAAUAUUACUCCGGAGAGGAAAUCGAGAGCCUUGACAGCCUUGACAGCGUUGUGCAAGGCUUCUAUGAUGGCUGCGUCGCUAACCCCGAUGAAUGUGCGUUGGCAAAGGAAGGUCAGACGUCCCAAGAUAUUUCCAAUGUCGUCGAAGCAUUCCUCGCAACACUUCGAUACAACCCGAUCGUCGUGACGGACGAGAUCUCCAUAAUCAUUUCCUAUGACAAGGUGAAGACAUUCAUGUUCGAAUCAAUGUAUCGACCAAAUAGCUGGCCAACUGUCGCGGUACUACUCGACCUAUUGAUUCAAGGCAACUCGACUGGGUACGUGGACACGCUCGAACAGUUGGCAGGGGGAGGGAAUGGUACAGACCGAGAAGCACCUGAUGCUUUCAAAGGCAUCCGAUGUGGAGAUGUCGCCUUCCGAGCCGAUAUCCUGUCUGCCUUCGAUUCUUUCAAAGAGGCUGUUGUUCCGACCAGCAAAUGGGGCGGUUUAGAUUUGGGACUUGAUAACAUCAUGCAAUGCGCACCUUGGAAGAUGAGAGCCAAAGAAGUUUACUCCGGGUCUUGGUCCAACAUUCGAACCAAGAAUCCUCUCUUGAUCAUUGGCAACACCUACGAUCCUGUUACGCCUCUGGUGUCUGCAAGAAACAACAGCGCUGCGUUUGAAGGCAGUAUCGUGCUUCAGCACAAUGGCUACGGUCACUGCUCUAUUGCGCAACCGUCGUUGUGCUCGGCCAAAUAUGUCCAGGCAUAUUUCAAGAACGGCACUCUGCCGGCUCCAGGGACCAUCUGUGAAGUUGACGUUCCGCUCUUCUCGGAUGAAACGUGGGCGAAUGCAUUCUCCCCCAUUAGUCUCAAUGGCACAUCGGCUGGGAUGGUGAAACGGUCAGUGGAGGAUAGUGCUUUGCUGAAGGCUAUGACGGGGCUUUCCCGAUCACCAGCUCGCUAUGGCAGGGCACAGUAAGCUAGCAAUGGUUCAUUCCAAAGUGUCUGUACCAUAGGCUGCCUAUCAACUUGUGGACAGAACUUGUGGCAUAGUGUACCACGGUACCCUUCUACACCACAACCUCUUCCUAAUUCGGACCAGUCUACUCCUGAGGUGUAUUCCUUUAAGGAGUGGAGAGACCUAUUUUCCAUUCAUGCCUCAAGCGAGGACUAGAAUUCGCCUUAUGAAAAG
This is a messenger RNA of Exophiala xenobiotica, 2340 nucleotides long. RefSeq lists its product as uncharacterized. NCBI's taxonomy places the organism in Eukaryota, Fungi, Ascomycota, Eurotiomycetes, Chaetothyriales, Herpotrichiellaceae. The record is from RefSeq and is a predicted model, not a curated record. Bases 424 to 2127 code for a protein of 567 amino acids. The transcript is spliced from 6 exons.